Suillus paluster is the source of this 847-nucleotide messenger RNA. RefSeq lists its product as uncharacterized. The transcript is spliced from 5 exons. NCBI's taxonomy places the organism in Eukaryota, Fungi, Basidiomycota, Agaricomycetes, Boletales, Suillaceae. The record is from RefSeq and is a predicted model, not a curated record. The coding region runs from base 37 to 681 and encodes 214 amino acids.
GACCGGCCAGCCAAAGCCAGCCAACGGUUCCCAUCUAUGAUCACCACCAAGGUGGCAGGGCAGGUUAUCUUUGAUGCCAACUUGCCAACUUGCCACCUGCCACACCAUUUACAUCAGGCUCGGUCCGCUAUUAAGCCGAGAUAUGGAUUCUGGAGGGUCGAUGGCUCUCAUGACGCAUGCAUCCACGCAUAUCCUGAUAGUCAACCGCCAUGCAGACACAUGGCACACCUUGCAUGCCACCCGUUCGCUUGGCGCAAACGACUGAUAGAAACCAUCAUGCAGAGCGGAAAACGCUCAAUAUUCACCCAUCGUAAGCUCUUGGUGAAUCGACCGUCACAAGACUUGCUUCCGCCCACCGACAUUCAACCGGCGCCCAUGCACGUUUAUGAUGCCCACUUUGCCAGAGUUCAAUCAGGCGCGUAUUUCUCGCAGAGUCAUCGAAAUAAUGCUAGCAGACAAAACACCAUUAUAUCGACUCCACAGAGUUCAUGUGACGAGUUGCUACAGGGUAUAGUCAACAUGAAACUCGAUGAUUUUUCUGUACAUGAAGACGCAGAGACAUGCGACGGAUGUGGACGUAUCUGGCCAGCUGAUGAACUUCGAACCCAUAUUCCGAACUGCUCACGACGUGUUUCAAACCUUGGAUUGCUUCUCUGCUACGCUGCACUGAACUCAAAUUAGUCCCUGUCGCCCAAGUCUAUUUGACUAGAUCAACAUCGCGUUGAGUACACUGCUAUUCCAUCGUUGUUGGUGGUCGUGUGACAGUAGGCAACAGUUGCAUUUUCAAACUGACCGCCUCGCCUCGCCUCAAAGUGCCUCAAAGGUGCUUUGUAUGAAACGUUGAGGU